This is a messenger RNA of Cydia amplana, 321 nucleotides long. RefSeq names its product cell death-inducing p53-target protein 1 homolog. The record is from RefSeq and is a predicted model, not a curated record. Lineage: Eukaryota; Metazoa; Arthropoda; Insecta; Lepidoptera; Tortricidae. The transcript is spliced from 2 exons. Gene Ontology annotation, molecular function: zinc ion binding. The annotation marks the transcript as partial.
ACUAUAUAUUCAGUGGAGUCGAGCAGCUACAAGCAGAUCGCGCAGAGCUCGAACGCGGUCUUCAUCGACAUGGAUUUGCUGCAGGUGGGCUCGGAGCCGGUGGGCGUCCGGUGCCCGCACUGCCAGGAGGACAUCAUGACGCAUGCCACCUACCGUAACAACACCACCACGCAUCUCGUCGCCGUUAUACUGGGGAUAUUCUUUUGGUGGUUAUGUUGCUGCGUGGUCCCAUAUGUAACGAAGAGGUGGAAGGACGUACACCACAGCUGCCCCAGCUGCCGAAAAUACUUAGGGGUGUAUACUCGGAAAUCAAUAUUAUAA